AUGCGGCGUCCUGCAGCCGAAUUGUCACCAACUGACGGUCGAAACCCUAACCCUAUAGCAAGAAUACCUAACCCAAAUGCUGGGAAUCCGAAAAUGGUUGUUUCCAGUGAAGUUGCAACUCUCGAAUUCCUUCGCACGGUCCUUGAUAUUCCUGUUCCUAAAGUUCUUGCAUGGAGCUCCCCAGGGCCACACCAGAAUCUAGUAAGCGCCGAGUAUAUGUUAAUGGAGAGGGUGGGCGGCCGUCAAUUGAGUGAUGUUUGGGACAACAUGUCUGAAAGACAACGUUUCAAUUUAGUCAAGAAUGUCGUUGAGAUUGAGAGGAAACUUGUGAACACGCCGUUUACUGGCUACGGCAGCCUCUAUUAUAAAGAUGCAUACGAGGAAAGUUAUCCGGGAUACUUCAAAGCUAUUAAUGCUGAAAAAGUGCCUGGAAAGGAAAACGAAGUAUCCCGAUUCGUUAUUGGCCCAACAACGGAGAGGGCCUUCUAUGCCGACAAUGAUGAGAAACAUAACAUCAGUCACGGACCUUGGGAGACGGCUGUGGAGUACCUUGCUGCUAUAACGAAGCGUGAGAUAUGUUCGGUUCAGAAUUUCAACCUCGCUAGUCCAGGUGAUACCUUGCCAUUUUGGGAACGAGUCAGUACGCCAUCUUCCUCUAAACUCCACGUCAAGCUCCUCGAACAGUUUAUUACCGUUCUACCUUACAUAAUACCUCCAUCUGAAAUCAUUCAACCUAUCCUAAUGCACCAGGAUCUUCAUUUUGACAAUAUAUUUGUUGAUGAAACGGACCCAUCAAAAGUUUCGGGUAUAAUCGACUGGCAAGCAACCUAUAGUUCCCCGAUCUUCACGCAGUCUAGAUUUCCCUCAAUUUUCGACUGUGAGGAUCCAUACACUUGGGGUGCCGUCCAUCUUACGCUCCCAGAGCACUUUGAUACGUUAUCAAUAGAGGAGAAAAAGCUGGCCGAAGAUUCGCUUGGCCGCCUAAGGUUAAAGAAAUUUUACGAGUUGGCAUCGAGAAAAAUGAACCCCCUGUUAGCCAAGGCGAUGGAUGCAAUGAGAAAUGAUGAGUGUCCCACCUCGUUUAUAUUUUAUAUUGUCCAACAGUCUGCGUUUGACGGACCAAUACCCCUGAGAGAGCUUCUCAUUCAAAUUUAUGAACAAUGGGAUCAGAUAACACGAAGAAAUGGCGUGACUCUGAAGUGCCCUAUUCCAUUCACAGAGGAAGAGAUAAAACAAGCACGUCAACAGGCCGAGGAAUGGGGGGAAUCAUUCAGCGAAUUCGAGAACUUCCGAGCCAGUCUCCUUGGCAAAGAUGGAUGGGUUCCGCAUGAACAGUAUGAGGAAGCUAAGCGAGCGUUUGAAAAUUCUAAGGGUGAGCUAGAGAGGUUAAGGAAUGGUUUGGAACACACUUUGUAA
Molecule: messenger RNA, 1416 nt
Organism: Trichophyton rubrum CBS 118892
Lineage: Eukaryota; Fungi; Ascomycota; Eurotiomycetes; Onygenales; Arthrodermataceae
Exons: 3
Coding region: 1-1416 (471 amino acids)
Cellular component (GO): mitochondrion
Source: RefSeq, a predicted model, not a curated record